Linum trigynum is the source of this 1963-nucleotide messenger RNA. The record is from the annotation of a GenBank genome assembly. NCBI's taxonomy places the organism in Eukaryota, Viridiplantae, Streptophyta, Magnoliopsida, Malpighiales, Linaceae.
AUCCAUCACGAAAUUAACUCUUUAGCUUGAGCUCCUCAACAAUGGCGGAGCAACAGAAGAGUGAAUUCUCAGAAUCAGCAACAGCAGCCCACAAAGCCCACUGUUUGGUUGUCCCGGUUCCAGGGCAAGGGCACAUCAGCCCAGUCCUCCAAUUCUCCAAGCGCUUAAUCCCCAAACGAAUCCGGGUCACCAUCGCCCCGACCCGAUUCAUCGCCAACACCGCCACCCUCACCGUCGCCGCCGGGAGCGACAUCCAUCUCCGCCCCAUCUCCGACGGCUACGACGAAGGCGGAAUCGCUUCCGCCGAGGACGGCCAGACCUACUUCGACACGUUCCAGCGAGUGGGUUCCCAAACCCUGGCCGAUCUAGUCCGUCAACAAAGGAAUUCAGGCCACCCUGUUCACUGCAUCGUCUACGACCCUCACCUUCCUUGGUGUCUCGACGUCGCCAAAGCCUUCGGCCUCAUCGGAGUCGCCUUCUUCACUCAAUCAUGCGCCGUCGACGCCAUCUUCUACCAUGUUCAUCACGGUCUCCUCAAUCCUCCCGUCCAAACCCCAGAAACCCUAACAAUUCCUGGAUUGCCGCCAUUGAAGCCUCGAGAUCUUCCUUCUUUCGUGCACGACGCGUCGUACCCGGCCUUCCUCGCCGCGCUCGUGGGUCAAUUCUCCAAUAUUCACAACGCCGAUUGGGUUCUCUGCAAUUCGGUUUACGAGUUGGAAACAGAGGCGGCGGAUUUGCUUGCGAAGCUCUGGCCCAAUUUCAAAACAAUUGGGCCGACUAUACCGUCGUUUUAUGCCGACAACCGAUUGGUCGGCGAGAAAGACUACGGUGUCAGCUUCUUCAAGCCGGAGAAUGGAGCUUGCAAUGAUUGGCUUCGUACCAAGCCGAAAGGGUCUGUUGUGUACGUGUCAUUCGGAAGCAUGGCCGAUUUGGGAACAGAGCAAAUGGAGGAACUCUGUUUCGGGUUGAAGAAUAGUAACCAUUACUUCUUGUGGGUGGUGAGGGAAUCCGAAGAGGCCAAGCUUCCUCAGAGGUUUAAGUCCGAAACCGCGGAGAAAGGGCUAAUCGUGUCGUGGUGUUCGCAGCUGGAGGUGCUGGCGAGCGGGGUCGUGGGGUGUUUUGUGACGCAUUGCGGGUGGAAUUCGACGAUGGAGGCUUUAAGCUUGGGAGUGGCCAUGGUGGCCAUGCCGCGGUGGACUGACCAGACGACCAAUGCUAAGUUUAUAACGGAUGUUUGGGGAGUGGGAGUGAGAGCUGAAGGUGAGAACGGGGUGGUGAAGAGGGAAGAGAUUGAGAGAUGUGUGAGGCAAGUCAUGGAGGGAGAGAAAGGAGAAGAGAUUAGGAAGAAUGGUGAGAAGUGGAGAAAGUUGAUGCAGGAGGCUGUUAGUGAAGGUGGAAGUUCUGAUAGAAACAUUAACGUGUUUGCUCAAAGCUUAAUACUUUCUUCCCAGAACAAUGCUUAGAACUGGGGUGUACCAUACUUUGUUGUAUCCAUUAUGUUAUUCAAUUAAAAAAUUUGUGAUUUUUGAAGAAAGAACUUAUCAUCAUAUCGGUUGAACGCGAAAAUCUGACAGGACGGAGUUCAAUUCGACCACUCUUUGUUGGAAGGGUCUGAUAAUUUCAUUGCUUGGAGUGGAAGAAAUGGAUGUUAAAAGGACGAAGUUUCAAAUUAUCAUUCUAACAUCAUCUCAAUGUCCGACUCAUUUCAAUAUUCACACAUCCAAACAACCCCAGUUAGUUGCAACCAUGCCAUUUCCACUCUAUACAGAUGAAGAAAAGCAGGCUCCUGUUAUCAAACAAUACCAGUAAAAAUGCUGUCUUCGAGCCUUCCAAAUAGAGAAAGGAAUGUGAAAUGGACGUUAUACCAACCACAACCCUAAAAAUGAAAAAGAAACAGACAUAUGAACUUGAGAUUCAGCUCAAGCUAAGAAGUCAAAACUACUAAUGAAUGGUUUCUCAAUCA